This is a messenger RNA of Nelumbo nucifera (sacred lotus), 1934 nucleotides long. RefSeq names its product pathogenesis-related thaumatin-like protein 3.5. Lineage: Eukaryota; Viridiplantae; Streptophyta; Magnoliopsida; Proteales; Nelumbonaceae. The record is from RefSeq and is a predicted model, not a curated record.
CUGAACUCAAUCAAAACAAAUCAAUCUCGUAGGACUAGGAGUAGGGCCGGUCGAUUCCCUUUUCGUGUCCAACUCAGACUACAAGUCUAGAACUAGAAGAAGGUAUAGCAGAUGAGAUUGGCAGCAUCCUUGUUCCUCAACUCGUUGCGUAUUCGUGACACUUUCUUUGGGUUUGGGCGGACAAGGCCCUUUACCUUUACCUUUGGCUUUAGGGGUGUGAGUAUGACAUAGAUAUCGACUAUCCAUGGGAAGGGAAUGGAUCCUUUGUUAGAUAGAGGGACCGACGGAUGAGUAGGAGGGGUACGUGGGGCAAAUGUUGUGUUGUCACAACUCUGAACAUGCGCGCGCCAGCACCAGCAGAGGCCCAGCCCAAGGCAUCCCAACUCUCGACAGACGACAUUUCACAUUUGUGUUAGUUGUUGCUCUUUUUUCUCUCUCUCUCUCUCUCUCUUCGUCGUGGGACUGCACUGGAAAGUGGAAACAACCGUUACAACGUGCACUCUCCCUGUUUGUACUAACAUUACAUCGUGAAAAUUCAAAAAUUUCACAAGGAGGGAAAAUGGAAACCGUUUGAUGGUUGCGACAUACAACGAGUAUGCUACACGACAUGACCCACCACUUGGUUGGACCAAUCCCGUGAGAUUCCACUCUAGGAAAAGCCGAAAAGGAGGUUCAGAGACGUUCAGGUAUAAACGAAUCAGGAGUCCUUCCCUCCACUCCACAAAUUGGGAUUUGGGUUUGGGCGACCAAAAAUCCAUUUAAAGAUUUCCACGUUGUCUUUGAUCCCCACGGCCACCGAAUUGAAUUCCAAUUACCAAACAAUUACAUUCCAACUCCUAAUUUUUCACAACACAAAGAUAAAGAAGCUGAUGGCGACCUGGCGAAAGGUUACUCUUCUUCUUGCGCUCCCAUUUCUAUUCGGAAGAACAGCGUUCGCGACCGUCUUCACCCUCCAAAACUUCUGUGGCUACACUGUCUGGCCAGGUGUCUUAUCUGGCAAUGGUGCUGCCGUCCUCGGCGAUGGUGGCUUCUCCUUGCCGCCCGGCGCAUCGCUCCAGCUCACCGCACCGCCUGGAUGGUCCGGCCGAUUCUGGGCUCGCACCGGAUGUAACUUUGACGAGUCGGGUAAUGGUAAAUGCGCUACUGGCGAUUGCGGUGGAUUGAACUGCGCCGGGGGUGGCGCACCACCCGUUACACUGGUUGAAUUCACCAUCGGUACUAACGACAACGACAACAAUAAGGAUUUCUACGACGUCAGCCUGGUGGAUGGCUACAAUGUGGGUAUGGGAGUACGGCCGUCGGGUGGGACGGGAGACUGCCAGUACGCCGGUUGCCUUACUGAUCUCAACGGUAGCUGUCCGGCAGAACUGCAAGUAACGGACACGGGGAACAACGUGGUAGCAUGCAAGAGCGCGUGUGCGGCGUUCAACACACCGGAGUUUUGCUGCACGGGAGACCACUCGACGCCACAGACGUGUUCACCCACCCAGUACUCGGAGAUGUUCAAAAGUGCGUGUCCGACGGCGUACAGUUAUGCAUACGACGAUGCGUCCAGCACGUGUACCUGCACGGGAUCCGAUUACUUGAUCACCUUCUGCCCUACUACUGGAUCAUGACUCGAUAGUCGAUACUUUCCCCCUUCUUUCACUCUGUGGGUCAUCCCAUGCGAAAUGGGAAUGAAUGAUACAUGCAUGCAUCUCACCUCUGGCUUGUUUUUGUCUUGUAUCUUCAUUUUCUUGAUUAAUUUUUUUUUUUAUUUGAUUGUGAAGGGUGGCGUUGGUGCCCGAAUUUUAUGACCGGAAUCGGACAUGGUUCAUUGGUUGAUGAUCUCUUGUCUUGUGUAAAAAUCGGAUAUGCUUCGCAUCGCAUUAAUCCCUUCAUCUUAUGUUUCAUUUGGAAGAACACUUGAUAAUAACUAAAAUGAAAUUGUUCAA